Molecule: messenger RNA, 1208 nt
Organism: Cynara cardunculus var. scolymus (artichoke)
Lineage: Eukaryota; Viridiplantae; Streptophyta; Magnoliopsida; Asterales; Asteraceae
Exons: 5
Coding region: 258-962 (234 amino acids)
Biological process (GO): regulation of growth; gravitropism
Source: RefSeq, a predicted model, not a curated record
GUGGUUGAGAAUAAAGUGAGAGAAGAUAAAUUAAAAAAAGAUCGGCAAAAGCCGAUGUAUGGGAACUUGAAGCUACCAGCUUGGAGCUAGAGCAAUCGAACUUCUCUCCAUUCCUAACCCCACCACUAUAUAUAACACCCCCGAUUACCUUCAUGCUUUAAGCUGUGGUAUCCAGAGUUUGGUUUCAUUGGAUCUUCUCUCCCUGUAACUCCAACUACCACCUUUUAUAGCUUCAAAGAUCAUCCAGCUCCUUAACAAUGAAGAUUUUCAGUUGGAUGCAAAGCAAGCUGAAUGCCAAGCAAGUGACUAAAAAGCCAGAUAAAAUUGCAGCUAAUAAUCAUAUGGCUCAAGCUACAUCCAAAGAAGAAUUUAGUGAUUGGCCUCACUCACUACUAGCAAUUGGAACAUUUGGAAUCAGUAACUUGAAAGCAGAUUCAGAAAGCGAAAGUCAAGGUCCAAGUCAACGCUAUCCACAGUCCCCAACACCUGAAGAACUCCAAGAAGAAGAAGAACUAAACUCUUAUUUGGAGACAGCAGAAUCAGAAAGUCUUGAACCUCCAUCACAAUCUGUUUGUGAAGAAAGAGACAUCCGUCUGCAACGUAGCAUCUCUGGCAUGUUCUCUAGAGGGAAGGACAUUUUAAUGGAUCCAAAAAACAACGUCAUCAGAAAGAAGUCACUGACUUUUCUCCUUAAGAACAUGUUCACAUCCAGAAGUAGGUUCAACCAUGCUUCAUUUGUAAGAGAUUCAUUACCCGACCCAACCUUGGACAAGUCAAGAAUGGAGAAGGUAUUGAGGGCGAUACUAAACAAGAAGAUACAUCCCCAAAGUUCUACUGCCAAGGGAAUGCCAAAGAAGUACUUGGGGGGGAAAGAGAUAUCCAUGGGUGAGGAUGAUGAGGAUGAUAGCGAAGGAAGCAUAUGGGUUAAGACGGAUUCAGAAUAUAUUGUUCUAGAGAUUUGAUUGGGACCAACAACAUUAGCAUCUCCAAUUAAUCUUGAAUUGCAUGUACAAAGUGAAGAAGUUUGGAUUAAAAGAUGAAGAAAACAAGGAUAUCCUGACCUGUUGUGAAGAAAUGUUGCUUGCACCAAACCAUGUUUGGUUUUUUUCUUGACAACAGAUUGAUGAUCUUUUUCCCCCAAAGGAAUUUUUAUCCUUGAGUUUAAGGCUCCUGAAACAUGAUUGCGGUUAAUAAAAUCUGUGAUUCAC